AUGCACUGGCUGGAAGCGUGCAGCAAGUCACACCCCGACUGCUGUUCCAGCACCAUGGCGGGAGAGCCACCAUGGUACCCUACACGCCUGCUGGACGUCGGCGAACAUGGACAGAAGACGGGAGGCGGGGAGAAAAUCAGGCUGGUCACCACGGCAUCUGAGCGCCCAAGAGGCGGAUACACGACUCUGAGCCAUUGCUGGGGAACGUCUCAGCCCCUUCGGCUACUGACCGGGACAAUGGCAUCCUUUCAGCAGAGCAUCAACCUCGCAGCCCUUCCUCAGACGUUCCGUGAUGCCAUUGAGGUGACACGGCGUAUCGGGAUACGAUACCUGUGGAUCGACUCCCUCUGCAUCAUCCAGGACGACGACGGGAAUACCGACUGGCUCCGGGAGGCGGCCAUGAUGCACAAGGUCUACUCCAGAUCCUUCUGCACCAUCUCCGCCACGGCCUCGCAGGACUGCAACGAUGGCAUUUUUCGCACAAGAACGGCGCCCGUUGUUCCUGAAGAUCCGGUCCCCUUUGAUACCCAGCAUAUCACCUGCGACGUCGCAGAGUCUCAGUUCUGGGACGACAACGUGUCGAACGCGCACAUCAACACGCGUGGCUGGGUCUUCCAGGAACGGCUCCUCUCGCCACGAACCAUACAUUUUGGGGAACAACAGGUGUUCUGGGAGUGCAGGGGCUUGGACGCUGCCGAGUCUUUCCCUGCCGGAUGGCCUCGCGACCCGAGCUACCAGUUCAAGGACAGGCUACCCAACGAGCUGGACGCAGCCAGGCAGCACAGAGGCCCCGAGUGGGAGGUGUUCUGGUACUCGCGCUGGGGACACGUCGUCUACGAGUACUCGAGGACGGACCUGACUGUCCCCUCUGACAAGCUCGUCGCCCUGGGCGGCGUGGCUAACACAUUCGCCGCCGCGAACGGUGAUCAAUACGUCGCAGGUAUGUGGCGCCGGCACCUGGCCGUCGAGAUCCUCUGGCUAGCCAGCCGGGACAGGAGCGGUGCGCAGGUUGCCGUGCGACCACCGCAGUACCGCGCCCCCUCGUGGUCGUGGGCGUCCAUCGACGGAGAGGUC
Cryphonectria parasitica EP155 is the source of this 1074-nucleotide messenger RNA. RefSeq names its product HET-domain-containing protein. Lineage: Eukaryota; Fungi; Ascomycota; Sordariomycetes; Diaporthales; Cryphonectriaceae. The annotation marks the transcript as partial. The record is from RefSeq and is a predicted model, not a curated record. The transcript has 2 exons.